Molecule: messenger RNA, 2183 nt
Organism: Tigriopus californicus
Lineage: Eukaryota; Metazoa; Arthropoda; Copepoda; Harpacticoida; Harpacticidae
Product: ectonucleoside triphosphate diphosphohydrolase 1-like
Exons: 2
Coding region: 187-2082 (631 amino acids)
Biological process (GO): nucleoside diphosphate catabolic process
Cellular component (GO): plasma membrane
Molecular function (GO): GDP phosphatase activity; UDP phosphatase activity
Source: RefSeq, a predicted model, not a curated record
CAUCGAUCUGGUUUACUCAUUUGCGUGUCUCGCCCGUUGCUUGGUCAAUAAGCUUAAUGCUCAUGGGAGUGUCGGUUUGAUCUUCACGACAAUUUAGUCCCUCGUGAAUCACUUCCAUUUUGACACGUGUCUGUCAGUCUAGUCGGAUUUCUUCGGGUAAUAUCCCCCCCUUGAACCCCUUGAAGCAUGUCUGCUAACGACGCCCCUCAAGUUGAGGCACCCUCGCAGGAACGGGAACGAUUGGUGAGACCCAACCGUGUCCCAAUCAAAAUUAUCAGUACUUUGAGCACGCAUAAAGGAUCUGAAGUGUUCCAAGUCCAUCGAGAGCAAAGAGUUGGCAACGUACUCUUGGCCUAUCUUCAGGGCAAGAACUUUCCCGAAGGAAACGCCUACUGUCUUCGUGACGAGGAUGGUCUGCUCUUGUGGAACUCCUACCCGAUUGGGGAUCUCGUCAGCUCUAACGAUCCCAUCGUUUUGUAUGUGUGCAUGGCUCCCAACGGCGAAAAGAACAUACCUCGCAUGUGUCUGUACGUGAUUGUGGUUUGGGCCCUGAUGCUCUUCACCUUCAUUUUCUUCUUGAACAUCUUUGCCCCGAGCAUUCUCAGUCGAUCCUCGACUGACCCGGCCCCUCUUCACGCUGCUUCCAUUGCCAAUCGUUAUGAAGUGGUGGUGGAUGCCGGGUCGGUGCAUACGGAUGUGUCGCUGUACGAGUGGGGUGCCAAGAUCAAUGACACCGGGGUGGUCCAAGAGAUCUUCUCGUGUGAAACAGCCGCUGGUCAAGGAGUGUCCUCAUUCGUUCAGAAACCGGAGGCUGUUCAAGACUACUUGCUCAACUCAUCUUGCUUGUUGGACGCCAUCAGUCGAGUGCCCGAGGAUCAGAAGGGCUCCACGGAUAUCUUCCUCGGGACCACGGCUGGCAUGAGGAUCUUAAACGCUACGAAUCCCAUUGCGGCUCAACAGAUUAUCGGGAACAUUUCCUUGGCUUUGAACAAGACCAAGCUACACUACACAAAACCCAAUGCCUUGAUCCUCUCGGGUGACGCGGAAGGAGUGAUGGGUUGGAUCAGCUCCAAUUACCUCAGUCACAAGUUUGCUGUCUCUCCCAAUGCAUCGGACUCGGACAUUUCUGAUCAAGAGCCCAUGGGAGCUUUGGAUUGGGGUGGGGCCUCGGCUCAAAUCACGUUCAUCCCCCGAGACUCCAGUCAAGGUAAUCGUGUCGUGAACUUGUUCAAAAAGCAGUACAACGUCUUCACCAAGAGUAACCUGUGUUAUGGACAAGCCGAGGGCCUCAAACGAUAUCUUGUCGGACUGAUCUUCAAGCAAUAUCAAACUAACGGUCGGAUCGAAUUCAAUCUCCAAUCGCCCUGUCACCCCAAGGGUAAAAAGACGUACAAAACCGAUGCCAAAGCUCUUCUCGAAAGUCCUUGUGCGCGAUACAAGGACGGCGAAUUCCAGAAAAUGCUCGAUGGUGUCUCGGGUAAUAGCACCUUCACGUUCAUCGGACAAAGUGAUCCUGCUCGAUGCAAGCAAGAAAUUCGCCCUCAAUUCCACUUGUCACGAUGUCGAUCAACAUAUGAGCAAGGUCAUUGUCUCAAUUCAUCCAGUAUUCCCAAACCUCAGGAUGAUGCCAAGUUUUUGGCCUUCUCCACCUAUUGGUACCUAUUGCACGCCUUGCAAGAAAACCACACCCAAGUGGGGGAGGCCCAUUUCGAAGGUAUGUCUGAGAAACUCUGCUCAUCGUCUUAUGGGUUCACCUCCUUCAUGAGUAAAUACGGUGCCGACUACCGUCACAAUUCGUGCUUCAAGAGCGUCUUCAUGGACCUGCUGCUCAGUGAAGGUUACAAGAAGGACGAUUGGGUGAACAUCUCGUUUGUGAAACGCGUUUCGGAUGCCGAGGUGGGCUGGACCUUGGGCUACAUGCUUCAAAAGACCAAUCAAAUACCCGAUCGGGUCCUUUACGUCAUGGAGCAACGGACCGUUUUCUUAAUCACUCUCUUUGCGACUUCCUUUUAUGCUGCUAUUAUUUACAUGCUUUGGUACAUUUGUACUUACUCCGGCAACGACAAGAUGGUACAAAGGUGAUUUUGUGUGCUGUGUAAUUUAUGUCCUACCACCUGUCCUAGUCCUUGUGUCAGUGAUGUUUUUAUAUUGUCAGAAAUUGAAAUGAAAUUUUUAAGUUCGCA